Triticum aestivum (bread wheat) is the source of this 1533-nucleotide messenger RNA. RefSeq lists its product as uncharacterized. The transcript has a single exon. The record is from RefSeq and is a predicted model, not a curated record. The coding region runs from base 44 to 709 and encodes 221 amino acids. NCBI's taxonomy places the organism in Eukaryota, Viridiplantae, Streptophyta, Magnoliopsida, Poales, Poaceae.
GUGAGAUCGUGGGAAGGAAGCCAACACCGCCAGGCGCGUAUCGAUGUCGUCGCCGGCGCCGCCUCUGCUCCCCAUCGCGCCGCUGCACGGAGAGAGCGGCUACCUCCGCUGGAGGGAGUCGGUUUUGCUCCGCCUCCACACGCUCGACGUGGCGCACGUGCUGACCGAGGAGCGCCCCGCAGACGAGAGGUCGGCCGCCGGCAAGCAGUGGGCGCGUGCGGACGCGAUGUGCCGCGGCCACAUCCUGGCCACGCUCUCGGACCGCCUCCUCCAGGUCUACGCGCCCCACGCCACCGCGGCGGCCGUGUGGCGCGCCGUGGCGCGCACCUACGACCUGGACAUAGCGGUGGAUGAUCCGACAUACAGCGUGCCCUAUGAGAAGGCCGUCAAGUUCCGGUACGCGGAGGGCGAGCCCGUGACGGAGCAGCUCGCGCUCCUCGAGGGCUUGGCCACCAACGCAGAACUAAAUGACACUUGCCUGUGUCUCAUCGUGAAGGAUCAGUUCCCGACGUUGAGAAUGGCGGUCAUCAAGCGCAAAUACCGUGUGGGCGUGGACAAGCUCUGGGAGAUCGCCCGGCGGAAGGAACUGGCUGCCAGGGUAGAGUAUGUUCGCAAUGGCAGGUACGCUCCGCCGACGACAUACGCGCAAGACAGCUCCUCCUCCUCAGAUGAUGAUGAGCGGUGCCCGAUACGGCGACGGAGGACGUGAUUCAGAUCAUCAGAUGCAUGCGGCGAGCCUGUUGGAAGGAAUCUACUCGUAAUAAGCUUGUGUUAGAUGAGUCUGGCGGAAACAUUGCUUUUCGAUCGUGCAUGUGUCGGCUUGCAUGCCAAGUCAGUCCGUGCUUGAAUUCUGCUUGGGUGCUGACAACGUAGCCGAGCCGAGUAACGGAGUAAGGUUUAGGACCGAGUUUGAGUAGUCAAGACGUUUGAUCGCGUCCAAAGAAAUAAUGAAAACAACGUAGUACUUGAGAUGCAUGCCUCUACGUUGGUUCGAUUGUUUGGCAUGGGUUCACGUGCGUUGUUUUUCUGCAAAGUUUUAGAGCAUCUCCAACAGAGGCGUAAAAAUAUCGAGCACUAAAAUAGUUUUACAGCGCCACUGUAGCACUUUUAGCGCGAUGCGGUCAACAAUGAUUUUCCAGAUCCCAAAAACACGCGCCAAAAAAACAUGCAGUGCAAAUUAUGAAGCGUGCGCGGUCCGGCCACCAACAUUUGCAGCGUGCGAUAUCGCUUUUUAGCGCGGGCGUUAUAUUUUUUUACGCGCGCACUAUUUUGCAACAUCUGCUGGAGCGUCUCCGGCGCUCAAAAAGGACGACUUUUAGCACGCGAAGCAGUUUUUGGGCGCCUGUUGGAGAUGCUUUUAAUGGGUCAUCAACAAUGAUGUCGGAGUCGCCCUCUAGGAGAGAAGUGAUGACGACGAUGUUGUGGGCAACCUCAGGGUCAGGGGUGUAUGUGGGUCUUGUUGAUGGCCAGGUCGGCCAGUAUGCCCUAUCUCAUGAGCGUGUUCUAACAGUAUUCACCCGUAUAUCUCGUUCC